AUGCCGCCUACGCACCACAUCUCCGGUACCUCUCGUGCCCUCUACCGUGUCUUCAUCGCUCCGAAUCUGCGCAACACGACAUCAAUCCCACUCCUCUACGCCCCAGCUUUUGCGCCAACUCCGUCUCCGAACUCUCUCUCCUCGUCCACGCCCACGCUCACGAGCCGAACCACAACCCGCGGGAUAAAGUACACAAAAGAUACCCGCCGCCAUGCCAUCUCAGACUACUACGUCAUCGACAAAGCCAUCGAAGCUGACUUUAUAAACCUCGUCGACGAAGAGGGUGCCAUUCACAAGAACGUCCCUCUACAGGAGGCGCUGUCAAGCAUAAACAAAGUCACCCACCACGUUGUACAAAUGGUACCUGGAAAGUACGAUCAAGAUGGCUUCCUAGAUCCAGAGAGCUUGCCAACAUGCCGCGUUAUUUCCAAAAUUAACCUACGCGCCCAACACCAAAAGAAACUGGACACAAUGCGACGGCAAGCCAAGGGGCUGAGUGCGGGGUCAGGACUUUCUUCAAAAACGUUGGAAUUGAAUUGGGCAAUUGCGCCGGGGGAUCUGAAGCAUAGGCUGGCUGCCAUGAAGAAGUUUCUGAAGGAAGGGCGCAAGGUGGAGGUUAUGCUUGGGCCGAAGAAGGCUGGUAGGAAAGCGACGCUGGAAGAGGCGGAUGCGGUGAUAACGGCCAUUGACGAAGCGGUGGAAGAGUGCAAGGGAUCGCGAGAGACUAAGCGCGAGGGACAGGUUGGGGGUAUCCUGAAGGUUACAUACGAGGGCAAGAAGAUUGAGAAGGAGAACAAGUAG
Molecule: messenger RNA, 801 nt
Organism: Alternaria burnsii
Lineage: Eukaryota; Fungi; Ascomycota; Dothideomycetes; Pleosporales; Pleosporaceae
Exons: 1
Coding region: 1-801 (266 amino acids)
Biological process (GO): mitochondrial translational initiation; ribosome disassembly
Cellular component (GO): mitochondrion
Molecular function (GO): translation initiation factor activity; ribosome binding
Source: RefSeq, a predicted model, not a curated record